AUGAAACCAAAUUGCAUGAAACAUGAGGCGGCCUGGUGCAGCACAUUCAGUGGCCAAAAAACAUCACAAACGAGAGAGUUGGCUGGAUUUGAGCUGAGUCUCGCGAAAAAACAAAUUUGUUCGCCAACGUUUCUGCCUGCGAAGCAACUUGAUUCAAACAAAUACACUCGGGUGCAUAUCAAUUUGGUUUUCACGGGUGAUUCAGCUGAAUCUCUCGUUUACGGUAUUCUUCAACUGGAUGUGUUGAACAAAGGCCCGGCUCAUGUUUCAGUUGGCACGAUAUUCGACAUAUCGCAGUAUAUUUUCAUAAAGGAAACCGGUCGUGGACUGUCGAAGAGUUUUCAGCAACCUUGUGAGUAG
Messenger RNA from Opisthorchis viverrini, 360 nucleotides. RefSeq lists its product as hypothetical. The transcript has 2 exons. Lineage: Eukaryota; Metazoa; Platyhelminthes; Trematoda; Opisthorchiida; Opisthorchiidae. Bases 1 to 360 code for a protein of 119 amino acids. The record is from RefSeq and is a predicted model, not a curated record.